AUGGCUGAUCUCUCUGAUAAGUUCUCUAAAGAAAGAGGGGCUUUUCCCGCUGUCUUGUCUGGUGGGUGUCUCAUCAAGUCCCUCAGGAAAUUAUUGAAACCUCCAUAUAUUGAUAGGAUUGAAUGGUCGAAAUGGCAUGUCUUUUGGGUAGAUAAUGAAGACAGCAACUAUAAGCUUGCUUACGAUGGGUUUCUUUCUAAGAUACCAAUUCUCCCUGGUAAUGUCUAUGCAAUCAAUGAUGCGCUAUUAGCCGAGGGUGCUACUGAUGAUUAUGAGACCUGUCUCAAACAUUUGGUCAAUAUAAGUGUGAUAGAUCUAUCAGCUGCUAGUGGGUUUCCAAAGUUUGAUCUCAUGCUGCUGGGCAUGGGUCCAGAUGGACACGUCGCUUCUUUAUUCCCAGGGCAUCCUCUCCUCAAAGAAAAUGAAAAGUGGGUCACCUUUAUUAAGGGCUCACCAAAACCACCGCCAGAGAGAAUUACUUUUACCUUCCCUGUGAUCAACUCGUCUGCAUAUAUUGCCCUUGUGGUGGUGGGUGCUGGUAAAGCUGGAGCAGUGCAAACAACAUUGGGAAAGGGUCAAAAUCCCGAUAAGCUUCCUGUCCAAGAGGUUUCAUCCUAA
Molecule: messenger RNA, 618 nt
Organism: Juglans regia (Persian walnut)
Lineage: Eukaryota; Viridiplantae; Streptophyta; Magnoliopsida; Fagales; Juglandaceae
Product: probable 6-phosphogluconolactonase 4, chloroplastic
Exons: 3
Coding region: 1-618 (205 amino acids)
Biological process (GO): carbohydrate metabolic process; pentose-phosphate shunt
Molecular function (GO): 6-phosphogluconolactonase activity
Source: RefSeq, a predicted model, not a curated record